AUGCCGUGGGGCCGGCGGCGCGACCCAGAGGGCCUGUUCAAGAGCGGGCCGCAGGAGGGCCUGAUCAACCGCAAGAUUUUCAUGCAGCAGGCGGCGGGGGACAAGGAUUUCGAGGCCAAGAUGGCGCAGUUUGCGGAGAAGGAGCGGCUCGACCUGCAGAAGAAGCGGGAGGCACGCAAGGUGCCCGAGGUGAUGGAGGACCUGGUGGAGUACUUUUUGGACACCGAGGCUCCUGAGAUGGAGUUUGAGAUUGCGCGGUGCCGCCCCAUGGUCACCCCCGACUUCUUCGCCUACCUGGACAAGCGCAUAGGCCUGGAGCGCUUCUCCACGGUGCCUGACGAGGAGCGGCUGGCGGAGCUGGAGACGCUGCGGGACUACCUCAAGGCGGCUGUCGAGGCGGUGGACACGGCGGCUGCCAGCCUGGCGGCGCCCCAGGAGCGGCUGAAGAAGCUGCUGGAAGCCAAGGACAAGAAGGCGGUGCUGCUGGAGAUGGCGGCCGCCAACGAGAUUGACCGCUCCAUGAUCGACCUGCUGGACCAGAACAUCGAGGGCGCCACAGCUGCCAAACAGGAGCAGGCGGCGGAGUUCAUGCGGAAGGUCAAGCAGGCUGCGCUGCGCUACUUGGUCUGA
Messenger RNA from Chlorella variabilis, 630 nucleotides. RefSeq lists its product as hypothetical. NCBI's taxonomy places the organism in Eukaryota, Viridiplantae, Chlorophyta, Trebouxiophyceae, Chlorellales, Chlorellaceae. The record is from RefSeq and is a predicted model, not a curated record. The coding region runs from base 1 to 630 and encodes 209 amino acids. The transcript is spliced from 6 exons.